AUGAAAGCCUGGGUAGUGGUCAAGAACGCCGAGCCAGGCUACGCGCUGGCUCUGCAGGACGUGCAAGACCCGCCAGCCGUUGCAGCUGCGCCAAAGGGUUCCGACAUACUCGUUCGCAUCACCCACGCCGCCCUCAAUCCGGCGGACCUGCAUUUUAUGCUCCACCUGCCGACCUGGAUCCCCUUCCGCCGCAACGCCAUGCCCGGGCUCGACUUUGCCGGCGAGAUCGUGAAGCUGGGCCCCAUGGCUGCGGCCGCUCCGGCGCACGCAGCGGCACCGCUGACCGUCGGCGCGCGUGUCUCCGGCUGUCUGAGCAUCAGGCUCGUUGCCACAGGUCACGGCUCGCUGGCUGAGUACAUCACGGUCCCGGCUGAGGUGGUGGUGCGGGUGCCAGACGGUCUGUCGUCGGAGACGGCCGUCGGCAUGCUAGGCUGCGCUGGCCAGACGGCACAUCUGGUCAUGACGAACCCGGGAGCAGAUGCCGUCUUCCAGUCGGACGCGGCCAAGAGCCGCACGUCGCCGCCCCGUGUCCUCAUCAACGGCGCCAGUGGUGGUGUAGGCUCGCUGGUGACGCAGAUCGCAAAGGCCCGCGGGGCAUACGUCGUGGCCGUGUGCUCGGCGGCAAACGAGGCGCUGGUGCGGCGCAAUGGUGCCGACGAGAUCGUCGACUACCAGACGCACGACCCGCUGCCGCAAGCGGCGAAACAGGCCAGUAGCGGGCCUUUCGACCUGAUCGUUGACUGCAUGGGCGACCAGCCGCUGUUCCUCCAGUGCUCCCCGUACCUGGUGCCGCGGGGCUCGUUCCUGUGCAUUGUUGGCGGGCCCUCGCAGGGCGUUGUGCCAUUUGUGCGCAACAAGAUCUUGCCUUGGUUCCUUGGCGGGCCUGCGCGCACGUACCAGAUACUGGGUCUGGCGCCGUCAGGCGAGCGGGCUCGGGCGGUCGCAGCUUGGUACGCUGACGGCACGGUCAAGGAUAUGCCCAUCGACUCGGUGCACCCCAUGGCGGAUGCGGUCAAGGCGUACGGAAAACUGGCGACCAAGCGGGCCAAAGGCAAGAUUGUCAUCAAAGUGCAGGAGUAG
Molecule: messenger RNA, 1080 nt
Organism: Grosmannia clavigera kw1407
Lineage: Eukaryota; Fungi; Ascomycota; Sordariomycetes; Ophiostomatales; Ophiostomataceae
Product: zinc alcohol dehydrogenase
Exons: 3
Coding region: 1-1080 (359 amino acids)
Molecular function (GO): oxidoreductase activity
Source: RefSeq, a predicted model, not a curated record